Molecule: messenger RNA, 1377 nt
Organism: Alternaria ethzedia
Lineage: Eukaryota; Fungi; Ascomycota; Dothideomycetes; Pleosporales; Pleosporaceae
Exons: 4
Coding region: 1-1377 (458 amino acids)
Biological process (GO): positive regulation of cytoplasmic translation
Cellular component (GO): cytoplasm
Molecular function (GO): zinc ion binding; translation regulator activity; mRNA binding
Source: RefSeq, a predicted model, not a curated record
AUGAGCUGGGACGACACUGGUGCGACUGCAGGCGGUGACUCUUCAUGGGACCCUGCUCCUGGUGGUGAUUCUGGCGCCGACGCUGGUGCUGGAGAUUCUUGGGGUGCUGGUGACGCUGGCGGUGGUGGAGGUGAUGCUGGCGAUGACGGCUGCCGAAUCUGCAAGCAGACCGGUCACUUCGCUCGCGACUGCCCUGAUAAGCCUGAGGGCGGCGGAGGCGGCCUCACUGGCGAGUGCUUCAACUGCGGCCAAGUCGGUCACAACAAGGCGGAUUGUACCAACGAGCGCGUUGAGCGCCCUUUCGAGGGCACCUGCAAGCUUUGCGAUCAACAAGGUCAUCGUGCUGUCGACUGCAAGUCCCGUCGCAUUGUCAACUGGUCUGGCGUCCCCGAGAUGGAUGAUGAGGCUGCCUGGAUCGCCCUCAUCGACGCGGCCAAAGCCAAGGACCUCGAUGUCUUCCGUGUCUGCUUGAAGGCAUACGCUCGCGCUACCAUGGAUGCCUUCAGUCUUCCGGGCGUCGAGGAAGCUCUCCGCGAAGAUGGACUUGCAGUCUUCCUCAUCGCCAAGGAGCAGGAAAUCGCCCCCAACAUGACCAUCAUCGACCUCAUUGGUAACCCUGAUUGCAAGUUCGUCCUCUCUAUCCAGUUCUCUGCCAAGCCCCGUCGCGCCAAGAUGGCUACAGGCUGGCCCAAAGAUCCCGCCGAGAACAUGGAGCGUCUUGCAUCAUGUGGCUACGUCCAGGAUUGUGGUGUCCCGAUGUGCGGCAACUGUGGUGAGCUUGGUCACGUACGCAAGCACUGCAAGCAAGAGCAAGCUGAGCGCGAGAACACUGCUCCCGAGAUCCAGUGUGUCUACUGCAAGGAGAACGGCCAUCGCGCACGCGACUGUCCCAAGGAGCGCAUCAACCCCUACGCCUGCAAGAACUGCAAGCAGGAGGGUCACAACUCCAAGGAGUGUCCUGAACCUCGUUCUGCUGAAGGUGUCGAGUGCCGCAAGUGCAACGAGACCGGUCACUUCUCCAAGGAUUGUCCCAACGUUGCCGCCCGGGCCUGCCGAAACUGUGACUCCACCGAGCAUAUGGCCAAGGACUGUGAUCAGCCCAAGAACCCUGACAAAGCCCUCUGCCGCAACUGCGAGAAGACCGGUCACUUCUCUCGCGACUGCCCCGAGCCCAAGGACUGGUCCAAGGUCAAGUGCAACAACUGCCAAGAGAUGGGUCACACCAUCAAGCGCUGCCCGCAGCCGGUUGCCGAGGACGGUGGUGAUGGCGGUGGUGGCUGGGGCAACGAUGCUUCUGGCGGCGACACUACUGCUGCCGCUGGUGGAGAUGCUUCUUGGGGUGAUGCUGGCGGCGCGACUGGUGGUGGUGGCUGGUAA